Molecule: messenger RNA, 826 nt
Organism: Rhizophagus irregularis DAOM 181602=DAOM 197198
Lineage: Eukaryota; Fungi; Glomeromycota; Glomeromycetes; Glomerales; Glomeraceae
Source: RefSeq, a predicted model, not a curated record
AAACUUGCUUCUAAAUUCAUGUCCACUAUGGCUAAAUUUAAUCCCAAAAUUGACCCUAAGACUACGGCUAUUCUCCUCUGUGAUAUUCAAGAAAAAUUUAGACCGCAUGUUUAUGAGUUUACCAGUGUAAUAUCAACCGCUAAAAAAAUGGCCGAAGCAGCAAAACUUUUGGAUAUUGAUGUAAUCGUCACUGAACAGAGUCCAAAAGCUCUUGGAAAAACAGUUGGUGAGAUUGAUACUAGUGGUUUCAAACCACCCGUAGAAAAAACAAAAUUUUCAAUGUAUACCGAAGGAACGAAAGAUGUCUUGGAUGAUAAAAGUUCUGUCGUACUUUUGGGAAUUGAGGCUCAUGUGUGUGUGUUACAAACAGCAUUAGAAUUAUUGGGGAAAGAUAAAGUUGUUUACGUGUUGCAAGAUGGUAUCUCUUCUAUUAACGCGCCAGAAAUCGAUAUUGCAUUGCAUCGUAUGAAUCAUGCAGGAGCCGCAGUUACGACGUCAGAAUCAGUUUUGUUUCAAUUGUUAGGUGACGCUAAGGAUGAUAAAUUCAAAAGUAUUUCAAAUUUAGUAAAAGAAUAUAAAGAAGCCACUAAAAGCAAUAAAUUGCUUUAUAGAGCAAGAUCCCAUUAUUAAUUUAAUUUUGAUUGUUAUGACUUGUGAUUUGUAUUUAAACCAAUAAAAUCAUGAUAUUUUGGCAUUCCUAUUACCCGCAAAUUAUAAAUUGGUGCCUUAAUACCGUUACAAAUUUCCUAUCAUACUAUCAUAUGAAUUUUAGCCUUUCUCUUAUGUAACCAAAAACAGUGCACGUGCAAUAUAUUUUAAUAUAUUU